Messenger RNA from Seminavis robusta, 1388 nucleotides. The record is from the annotation of a GenBank genome assembly. Lineage: Eukaryota; Bacillariophyta; Bacillariophyceae; Naviculales; Naviculaceae.
AUGUCAGGGGCUCACACAAUGGCAGGCGUCAUCGGCCUGAUGUUGUCCAUCCCUUUGUGGCUGUUGACCUCCUGGAGACUUUCCUUUCAUUUUAACGGUGGGAGUUCACGAUGGACUCUUCGGAGGCGCUUCCACGUCCUGUUAUGGUGCGCCACACUGUCGGAAGCCAUUGCCUAUGCCGACUUUGCUGGUUUAGUGGCUCCCAUCUUCGGCAGAGCGUUCUCGGAUAAAAUCGGCUACAUUCUCUUGGAUCUAGCAGGGCGGAGCAUAUUCGAAUUUCUCGCCUUUUCUUCCGUGACAGAACUCUGGCUGCAAACAUCGCUGCAAGCCAGUCCGACAACAAUCUCUCGACAUUACCAUCAGCGAUCACUCUUGAUUCGCACGCUCAAUCGAGUGCUGGGAGGAGUUUCCGUCCUCAUGUCGGGGAUACUGAUAGUCUACCUGUUGCUCCUGACGACGGGCGAACCCAUUGAAAAAAUAGAAAAGUCGGAACUCCUGUUUCGAAUACAAAUUCUCAUGGAAUCUCUGGCAUGGGCCGUCGGGGCUGCAUUUGUGCUCAUGUGCAUUCAAAUCACCAAAGAACGAAUUCAAAUCAGCUUUGCAACCUUUCCUCCUGCCGACGAGGCCGAACGCAUCAACCUACAAGUGCAAGCUUUGGCGCCCAUGGUGGUUUGCGCCUCGUGUUACGGUCUACGGGCCUUCUUUUUAUUUUGCCGAUUAGUGGGAGCCGAAUCGGCAGUCUUUGUCGCCACCAUGCGAUUCCAUCCCGUGUGGUGGCUAUUCUUUGUGUGGGCACCCACACUGCUGGUUGUGGCAGCGGCACUGUAUGCGGCUCGACGAAGAGAUCGCAGUGCCCUUCUCGAUGGAGGUGGUGGCGACCCGUUGCUUCCCGACAAUCAUAUUCCUCUCUUGGGACAAUUGGGACAACCAUCCGUGCCGCCUCCAGCGGCCGCAUUUCAAAACUUUCGACGCUUUGCCGAAGGGAUCACGACGCCAUCUCCCUCGGUGGGACCGUCGUCCCCUGUCAAGACUCCCCAACAGAGUAAUGACGACGACAACAACAAUAAUCACCAAACCAGUCCUCUACGAACGUUGGAUGCCAGUAGCAAUUUGGGAGACUUUACGGUGGUAUAGGCACACGGGGGGAUUUGCAUCAACCGGCCCGGUUCAUCACUGCGUUUUUGAAGCGAGGGUGAAGCACUUGGAGGAGCCUCCACCGCAAGAUUUUUCUCAGCUUCAUUCAUGUUGGGUAGUGCAUGUACUACAUUUGCCACAUUUAUUUAUGCCACCAAUUACACGCCUCUAGCUAGAGGAACACCAUACAUUCUGUAAAAGUUAACCGAUGAACAUAAAACAACUAGUUAGUUGUUGUGUAUCAAUUGCUGUUC